Molecule: messenger RNA, 618 nt
Organism: Lentinula edodes (shiitake mushroom)
Lineage: Eukaryota; Fungi; Basidiomycota; Agaricomycetes; Agaricales; Omphalotaceae
Exons: 2
Coding region: 1-618 (205 amino acids)
Source: RefSeq, a predicted model, not a curated record
AUGCCCACCCUCUACAACGAUAAAUCCCAAGUGAUUGUGUCGGCGUUAAAUACACUGGACCAGAAACCACCACCAUCGUUGCGAGAAAUUCUGAGCGCUUACCGCUCGAAAGGCGAUGGAGACAGAGAUAUGCUUCUCGCUAUGCUGAAUGCAAAAACUGCAGAGGAUCGGAGAAUCGCAGAGACUUCGGCUUUACAUCGAACUAUCAUCGAAACUUGCAGCCAUGAAAUAUCUUCACCGAAUCUCCCUCCUCUGGUAUAUCCAAAUUUAUCUUCCCAACAUUCUUAUCAGGCUCGACUUUCUACGCUUUCGUCGGGACUUCCUCAUGAUGACCGAGAGUCACACAUGUCCAAAAGCCGCUCCUCACGCUCUCCACCACAUCAUCAUACCUAUUCUCCGUAUAACCGACCUGUAUCUCGGGAUUCUCCCACUCCUCCUUUGCAAAUGCCUCCCUCGCCGUACUCGUCUGCAUCAAAUCCUGAUUCAAAUUCUUCCCCGAAAUUAAAGGAGCGUGGAACAAUGCCCAUAUCAUCCAUGCUGCUCAGUAAAGAGAGCCUGCCACGCACCCAGCCCUCGCAGGAUACUUCAGACGAUGGUCGUCUACACAAAAGGAUAUGA